GCUCCCCAGCUGGCGGCUGUCCUAGACUCCGAGGGUGUCUCUUUCCUGCUGAACCCCUGUCCGGGUGACGGCCACAGGUCACGGCCGCCGGCUAAGCUGAGCCGCUGCGCUUGUUAGCACCCUAGGGCGUCUCGGGAGCAGUCACGCCGGGUCCAUGGAGAAGCCACGGGGAGUCAGGUGCACCAAUGGGUUCUCCGAGCGGGAGCUGCCGCGGCCCGGGGCCAGCCGGCCUGCCGAGAAGUCCCGGCCGCCCGAGGCCAAGGGCGCACAGCCUGCCGACGCCUGGAAGGCAGGGCGGCCCCGCAGCGAGGAGGAAAACGAGCUGAACCUCCCCAACCUGGCGGCCGCUUACUCGUCUAUCCUGCGCUCGCUGGGCGAGGACCCCCAGCGGCAGGGGCUGCUCAAGACGCCCUGGAGGGCGGCCACCGCCAUGCAGUUCUUCACCAAGGGAUACCAGGAGACCAUCUCAGAUGUCCUGAAUGAUGCUAUAUUUGAUGAAGAUCAUGAUGAGAUGGUGAUUGUGAAGGACAUAGAUAUGUUCUCCAUGUGUGAGCAUCACCUUGUUCCAUUUGUGGGUAGGGUCCAUAUCGGUUAUCUUCCUAACAAGCAAGUCCUUGGUCUCAGUAAACUUGCCAGGAUUGUAGAAAUCUACAGUAGAAGACUACAAGUUCAAGAGCGCCUCACCAAACAGAUUGCCGUGGCCAUCACAGAAGCCUUGCAGCCCGCUGGCGUCGGGGUAGUGAUUGAAGCCACACACAUGUGCAUGGUAAUGCGAGGCGUGCAGAAAAUGAACAGCAAGACUGUCACUAGCACCAUGCUGGGCGUGUUCCGGGAAGACCCAAAGACUCGGAAGGAGUUCCUCUCACUCAUCAGGAGCUGAACACCUGUGCUCGAGCCCUGGUCUGCAGA
Mastomys coucha (southern multimammate mouse) is the source of this 909-nucleotide messenger RNA. RefSeq names its product GTP cyclohydrolase 1 (gene Gch1). NCBI's taxonomy places the organism in Eukaryota, Metazoa, Chordata, Mammalia, Rodentia, Muridae. Gene Ontology annotation, molecular function: GTP cyclohydrolase I activity; zinc ion binding; GTP binding. The record is from RefSeq and is a predicted model, not a curated record. The coding region runs from base 155 to 880 and encodes 241 amino acids. The transcript has 7 exons. Gene Ontology annotation, biological process: tetrahydrofolate biosynthetic process; tetrahydrobiopterin biosynthetic process. Gene Ontology annotation, cellular component: cytoplasm.